AUCGGAGCAAAAUUUAAAAUUCGCAGUUCGCAACUGGACGUAGGAAUCAUAAUAGAAUUAAAAUGAGCAACAAAAUAAUAAAAUUAAACUUGGGUUCAAUGGCCGUGAAACCGAAGAAGACUGCGGCGUCUGACGCUGAACAAAUCUCUAAGCUACGAGCAUCGCAGUCUCCAAUCGCAAUAUCUGUGAACCGAUGUCCCACGUGGACCUCUCUCGAUCCGCUUAAAUUUAAAGGAUAUUGGGAUAAUGUUGGAAGCGGAAUUUUACUCAAUACGGGGCAGACUGCAUACUUCACAUUUGAAACGAAAUCGCAGCCCAGACUGAGUGGUGGUCCCGUGAUCGGUGAAUACAUAUUCGAGCAGAUGCACUUCCACUGGUCAGUCGACGACUUUACAGGCUGCGAACAUGUGUUGGAUGGUCAUGGAUAUGCAGCAGAAUGUCAUUUAGUUCACUACAAUAGUAAGUAUGAGUCGAUGGAGGCUGCGGUGGCGCACCCCGAUGGUCUGGCCGUAGUUGGGUUUCUAUUAGAAGCUGUGGACGCACCCAACCCGAGUUUCGACAAGUUUGUCGAAGGCUUGGAUCAGAUUCGGAAACAGGAUACUGCGGUGCAAUUACCCUCACAGUCAUUAGCAUGGAUCGACAGAGAAGACGUGACGAGCGGUAGUUACGUGACAUACAAAGGAUCUCUGACGACGCCGCCUUACACAGAAUGCGUCACGUGGAUCAUCUACGAGAAGCCCGUUCAAAUUGGAACUGAACAACUCGGACUUUUGAGGCAAUUGGAAGGCGCCGGGAGCAUUCCCAUUGAACGCAACGUGAGGCCUACUCAACGACAUCCUCCCGGACAUUCCGUUAUAUAUGUGGACCAAGUCAAAUCCAAGCUGUGACAGUUAUGUGACAUUAUUGAAGCUACACUUAUUAAAUAUUUUCGCAAUA
Molecule: messenger RNA, 936 nt
Organism: Leptidea sinapis
Lineage: Eukaryota; Metazoa; Arthropoda; Insecta; Lepidoptera; Pieridae
Product: carbonic anhydrase 1-like
Exons: 6
Coding region: 63-887 (274 amino acids)
Cellular component (GO): cytoplasm
Molecular function (GO): carbonate dehydratase activity; zinc ion binding
Source: RefSeq, a predicted model, not a curated record